UAAGAUGUCUGAAUCCAUUUAUAAAGUUAGGACUAAGAAAUACCUCAAACCAAUCAUUGAGACCCAAAUAAUUGGGCUUUCCAGAGUCAUUCUUGGUUUACCCAUAGACCAUGUUUUUGAUAGAUUCAAAACUUUAGUACAGGCUGAAAAUACGCAAUCGUCAAUUCGACAAUUAUUCAAGGAAACUUACAGACGAAAUGGAAUGCUAAAAGGUGUAUUUGCUGGAUUCUCAUCCCAAAUCAGCAUUCAACUCUUUAAACAAUAUUAUAGGUAAAUAGUUUAAUUAUAUCUCUAAUUUUAGAUGGCCCAUGAUGAUCUUAAUUCCAAAAUAUUACAAAGAACUCCUACCAUCAUCCUGGAUCCAGAACCAUCCAGCAUUACACAAAGGAUUGGCUGGUGCCACAAUUGCCCUUUUUGAAUCCCUCGUCACCUGUCCUAUGGAACGAAUUAAGUGUCAAUUAAUGACCCAAUACGAAUCCAAAUCAAGUAUCUAACUUUCAUUUAUGUUUUCUAGUCAUCAAACAAUUGUGGAAAAAUGAACAUCAAUUUUCUCAUUUUGUCAAAAAUAUUUAUACUGGAAUGGAAGCCAUGAUAUUAAAAUAAGUAGUUUCUUGGACCAAUUAUUUAUAUUGGGAUCACAAAAUCAGAUACCUCUUCAAGGAUAGUCCAAGUCAAGCUCUCACCUUAUAAUAAAUUGGAAUGUGUAGUUUGUUGACAGCCAUUCCAAACAUUUUGUUUGUUUAACCAUUCGAUGUAGUCAAAACUGCCUAUCAGAUGGAAAACAACGCAAAUUACAAGUCAUUAACCAUCCCCUAAGCCUUUGUCAAAGUGUACUAGGAUAAGGGAUUAAAGGGAUACUAUGCUGGUUGGUAGUUGAGACUCUCACAAUUUAUUGUGCAAGCAGCCUUAUCUACUCCAGUAAUGGAUUAUUUGGAAAGAUUGCAUGGUCUUCCAAAUGAUUUUUGAAAUUAAUAGAAAAAAUACUAUCAACUAAUGAC
Messenger RNA from Paramecium octaurelia, 998 nucleotides. The record is from the annotation of a GenBank genome assembly. NCBI's taxonomy places the organism in Eukaryota, Ciliophora, Oligohymenophorea, Peniculida, Parameciidae.